GGGGUUUGAUAGAAAAAGGGGAAAUCCCUUUCUAGGGCAUCAUCAUGCAUGGCUUUUUCCUUUUCCAUGCUACUACUACUGUUGCUGCUGGGAAUCGCUCGCCCCCCUUGGGGCAAAUGGAAGUCGAAAGGUUACGAGUUUGCACCCACACUUCUGGUCCCCUGUUUCAAGGACUUGAUGGCUCUUGCUAUAGCUGGUGCUCAAGUAGUAACGAGAAACGUCAAGAAGAAAAACAGCUCGUCAGCCAGGACCAGCCUUGCAAUUUUGAUGGACUGUCUGUUUAUUUGGAGUUGUGUCAUAUAGCUUAAUCUCCACAAGAUCCAUUACGACGCCCAUACCCUGGUGCAGUGAAUCAUAUACUCAUUACAUGUCUAUGCUGAUCAGUA
Molecule: messenger RNA, 386 nt
Organism: Aspergillus ochraceoroseus IBT 24754
Lineage: Eukaryota; Fungi; Ascomycota; Eurotiomycetes; Eurotiales; Aspergillaceae
Exons: 1
Coding region: 49-303 (84 amino acids)
Source: RefSeq, a predicted model, not a curated record